Lathyrus sativus (Indian pea) is the source of this 879-nucleotide messenger RNA. Lineage: Eukaryota; Viridiplantae; Streptophyta; Magnoliopsida; Fabales; Fabaceae. The record is from the annotation of a GenBank genome assembly.
AUGGCAGAACCAGCUGAUAUCAAAGAAGUUGUGUGGCCUAUUAUUUUCCGAGAGUACAUCACAGAUGGUUUAGACGCUUUACCUGCAAACAUCAUCAAUGGCAACAUAGGACAAUUCCACUUCAUUCUGGGCUUUGCCACAGAAACGUAUCUUGAAGAUGGAACAGGCACAGGAGCAUUCACCCGGACAUGGAACUAUGAUGACUUUAGCCCAUCAAAACUGUUGACGCUCAAGCAAGAGCAUCCGAAUGUGGAAGUGAUAAUGAACAUAGGAGGCCAUGGCGAUGAAUAUGUAUUCAACCCUCGUGAUAAAGAAGAGUGGAUUGUGAAUGCCAAAUCAUCAAUCAAAGGUCUCAUCCUAGACUACCAGAUUCAAAGCAUACCAGUCAGCAUUAGCGCUAUUGACGGUAUUGAUAUUAACUAUGAAAACAUCAAAUCCAAUGUGGAUGACUUUGCCUACUGCAUAGGUAAGGUCAUACAACAGCUCAAGGAGGAUUCCCAAGUUGUCAACUCCAUGGAUGUGUCCAUUUCUCCAACAGAGCUUCUCCGACCCCAUUACCUGAAACUGUAUCGCGAGAACAAAGACAAUAUCAAUUGGAUUAACUACAAGUUCUAUAAUCAGAGUAUUGAGUCAGAUGUAGACUUUGUUAAGCUCUUUAAAAUACUAGUUUUUGAAUAUGGUGCGCCGUAUAAACUAUUGCCAGGAGUCAGCACCAAUACAAGUAGUCCUCCUUUAAUGCCAAUUGAUGUUUUUGUUGCUGGAUGCAAAAUCCUCCUUAAAACUAAAUCACUUGCGGGAGUUUUCGUUUGGGAUGCUAAUGAAUCAGCCCCCGAAUAUUCACUCGAGGAUGUCCUUCAAAAACUCCUUACUAAAGAGUGA